Molecule: messenger RNA, 486 nt
Organism: Quercus lobata
Lineage: Eukaryota; Viridiplantae; Streptophyta; Magnoliopsida; Fagales; Fagaceae
Product: 26S proteasome non-ATPase regulatory subunit 2 homolog A-like
Exons: 7
Coding region: 1-486 (161 amino acids)
Biological process (GO): proteasome-mediated ubiquitin-dependent protein catabolic process
Cellular component (GO): proteasome regulatory particle, base subcomplex; proteasome storage granule; nucleus
Source: RefSeq, a predicted model, not a curated record
AUGGGAGGUACAGAGGCUGAUCCUGGAAAAGAUGCAAAUAAGCUAACAAAUAAAGCAACACUAGUUCAGAAAAAAGUAUUGGAUCAUCUUCUUUUGUUGGGUGUUGAAAGCCAGUGGGCACUAGUAGCUGUCCGUUGCGCGAGAGUUCAGGAUGCUGACCAUAACUUACACAAGGUUGCGCUUGAGAGCAUGAGGCAGGAAAUCCGAACCUCUACAAGCUCCAUGACUUCGGUCCCAAAGCCAUUGAAAUUUCUGCGUCCACACUAUGGAACAUUAAAGGCAUUUUAUGAAACCAUGGGGAACUCGGAAUUGAAGAAGUACCUCGCUGAUAUACUCUCCGUUCUGGCUCUCACCAUGUCUGCUGAGGGAGAAAGGGAGAGCUUAAAAUAUAGAUUGGAGGGUUCAGGAGGUGAUAUUGGCUCAUGGGGCCAUGAAUAUGUGAGGAACGUAGCUGGAGAAAUUUCACAGGAAUAUGCUAAGCGAUAG